GUUGUAUCUGUCACUCGCAGGUAAAACGUCAUAAUGACCAGUCAGAAGGGAUAAUAAAAAAUAAAAGAGAUAUUUUAUAAAAAGUUUGAGUUGUUACGAUCAACUGUGAAUAAUAAAAUGGAUCAUAUAAAUUUUCUCUUUUGUUGUGAGCAGAAUAUUAAAGUUUCAUGCAAAAUAAAUUCAAACAAUUAUUUUACGCGGGAUUCGUAAAAUAAUUGAAAAAAUUAUAAACGAUUUAAAUAACAUGCAAGAAUAUUCAGAAAAUAUUCUAAGCUGAAACCUUAGUGUAGUUAUUAUAUAAAUACUGAGUUUUAUUUUUUAUAAACAGUUACCAAGAUGAAUAGUCAGUUAAUCAAACUUUACUUUGUGACUUUUAACGUCGCUACGAAGUACCCGGAGCAAGAUCCAGCUCAGAUGUUGGGAAUUUAUCACAAUAAAUCGGAUCCAUUGCCCGAUUUCUACGUCGUCGGUCUGCAGGAGGUAAAGUCCCAGCCGCAGAAUAUGUUACUGGACAUGUUUUUCGAAGACCCCUGGACCAAGAGCUUCAAAGACAUCCUCAAAGAGUACGAUUACGUUAAAGUUCGCACCCAAAGACUCCAGGGACUGGUACUUAAUAUUUUUUGCUUGCGAAAGCACUUGACACACUUGAGGCUGGUGGAGUCGCGUUACACCAAGACCGGCUUUGGUGGAAUGUGGGGCAACAAGGGAGCUGUCAGUGUACGACUUAAUGUCUAUGGAGUUAAUAUUUGUGUUGUCAACACACAUAUGACUCCUCAUGAUCAUUUGCUGGCUGACAGGAUCAAUGAUUAUAAUACGAUACUUAGAGAACAUGCGUUCGAAGUACCUGAAACACGACAUAUCUUAUUCCACGAUUACGUAUUUUGGAUCGGUGACCUAAACUUUCGUCUUCACGGCGAAGAUUUAUCAGCAAGUACAAUAGAUUCAUUGGUUAAAAACAAUGAAUUGGAUAUAUUAUUAGCUAGGGACCAGUUAAAAAUGGUCAUGGACAACGGAGACGCAUUUGCAGAACUAAUUGAAAAUACAAUUACAUUCCCGCCUACUUAUAAAUUUGAAUUUUCAUCUCAAGAUUACGAUCUUAAACGUCGCCCAUCUUGGACUGACAGAAUUUUGUACAAAGUUAAUAUUGACGUUUACGAAGACGUCAAAUUGGCAGCUACUCAGUCUAGUUACAAAAGUCAUCCUGGGUAUACAGUUUCGGAUCAUAAACCUGUGACCGGAGAAUUUGAAAUUGUGGUCAGACCUAAUUUCCAAGACAAUGGGGUAGAAUUUCAGUCAUUAACCCAAUGGUUUAUCGAUGAAGAAAACUCAGUCUCUUAUACUCUCCUCGGAGAUUUCAAACCAACAAGUGGAGACUGGAUCGGACUUUUCCAUCAAGGAUUUUCUAGUUUAGAUGACUACAUAGUAUACGAAUACGUAACUCGAGGCAGAGCAUCAAGUUCGUCCGAGCCUUGUGCAAUAAAUGACCGAAUCUUCUUCAACGACAGCGCACUCAGGAUGCCCGGAAUGUAUUGUCUGGUGUACGUUGCCCAACGCGGCGACAUCGUCAGCAUUCUGGGUAUCAGUCCGGCGUUCCCGGGUCACCGGAGGCCAGGCAGUACUCAGAACUCAAUCUGAU
Messenger RNA from Microplitis mediator, 1636 nucleotides. RefSeq names its product inositol polyphosphate 5-phosphatase K. Gene Ontology annotation, molecular function: phosphatidylinositol-4,5-bisphosphate 5-phosphatase activity. Bases 337 to 1635 code for a protein of 432 amino acids. Gene Ontology annotation, biological process: phosphatidylinositol dephosphorylation. Gene Ontology annotation, cellular component: ruffle; cytoplasm; plasma membrane. Lineage: Eukaryota; Metazoa; Arthropoda; Insecta; Hymenoptera; Braconidae. The record is from RefSeq and is a predicted model, not a curated record. The transcript has 8 exons.